AUGGAGCCGAGAGUCGUGAAGCCGCCGGGGCAAGAUCUGGUGGUGGAGCGCCUCAAAAGCCGCUACGGCCUGGUGGGCGGCUGCCUUAGCGAGGUGAGGCUCGGCCCUGCCAAGUUCGCGGGUAGCCGGAUCUGCAGGUUGGAGAGGGCGCGAGGCGGAACCUCUGGCGGCGGCGUGCGGGGAGCGGGCUCCCGGCGGGCACGCGCUUCGGAGGAUCGAUGCGCGUCACCGCGGGAACGCGCGCAGGCAUACCCCGCGAAGACUUGGCCGGGGCGCCGGCGACAGGACGUGGCGGAGCGGCGGCGGCGGCGGCCUCCCCGCACCCCAGAGGAUUUGGACAUCUUCUCCUGCGGAGAUAAAGUCGGUCCGUCGUUGAGAUGUUUCUCUGACGAGAGGAGGCGGCACCCCGCGUCCCCCCGCGGUGUCCUCACGGUGAACUGGCAAGAUGAUGAACUGGAUUCUUUUCAAGAUUUGAAAGAACCAGAAACAGAAGAAGAGUUCACUGGCAGUGACUCUCGAGUUAGUACCUCCAAAAUAAACAGGCAGUCCUUUAAAGAGACAGGCAAAGCCAAUGCCUGGCAAGCUAAUGUGGCCUCACGUUCAAGGAGCUGGGCUGACUGUUGUAGUGAUGGCAGCGACUCCCCUUCCAAGCAUGUUAGCUCCCCUGCGUCCAGGGCCCCACGGAAGCAAGGCCUGCAGCCCCGUCAGGUCAGCCAGAUCUACGACGAGCUGCUCCAGAUUCACCAGAAGCUGCAGUGUGAGACCGCAGCCCAGCAGGAAUUCGCUGAGGAGCUUCAGAAGCGAGAACGUUUUCUGGUCGAGAGGGAAGAGCUGCUCUUCAGACAUGAAGGUGCCUUGAGUGAAGUGAAAGACGUCAGAGAAGAGGUCCUCAUGCGGUUCCAGAUCAUGAAGGAGCAACAUGAUGCGGAAGUUGAGCACUUAACUGAAGUUCUUAAAGAGAGAAAUAAGGAAAGCAAAAGGCUGAGGUCUUCCUUUGAUGCAUUGAAAGGAUUGAAUGAUAGCUUAAAGAAACAGUUGAAUGAAGUGAGUGAAGAAAACAGGAAGUUGGAAGUUCAGGCCAAAAGAGUUCAAGCCCGCUUAGACAAUCUACAGAGGAAGUAUGAGUUCAUGACAAUACAGAGACUGAAGGGCAAUCCCCAGGCCACUCAUGAAGCAAAAAGUUUAAAGCAGGAAAAAGUACCAGCUUCAAAACCUUGUAAGGUAUCACUUAAUGGACAAGUUUAUGAACUUUUAACUAUCUUCAUGGACUGGAUUUCAGAUCAUCACCUUAGCAAAUUGAAAAAUGAGGAAUCUGGAAUGGAUGGUGAAAAGCCACUACCCACAUUUGCUUCUCAGAGAAGUGAUAUUCAGGAGAAGUGUGUGAAGCUUUUGCCUCUGAUGACAGAGCAGCUGCAGUGGUUGCCCUUUGUGAAUGCCAGGCUUCACGAGCCUUUUGUGAAGUUUAUCUACUGGUCUCUAAGGCAGCUCGAUGCCGGGACUCAGCACUCUACCAUGACAACCACACUGAGGAGGUUGGGUGAAGACAUAUUCAGAGGAGUGGUAACGAAGGGUAUUCAGGACGUGGCCUUAGAGCACUCAGUGGAGAGUCGACCAAGGACAGCUGCCUUCUUCAAGAGCACCAGCUUGCCCCUGAGAUUCGUGUCCACUUUAAUCGUCCUCAAAACAGUCACUCAAGCUGACUUCCUGGCACAGGCAUUCGACUCGCUGUGUCUGGACCUGCAGGCGGACGAGGGGAAGAGCCUGUUCCUGCAGCUGCAGGCGUUGCCAGUGGUGCUGAGCCACCUGAAGCUCUCCAGCCGGGGGCUGCUGCCCAGCGUCAUGGACAGCCUGCUGCAGAUGACCGUGGAAUCCAAGACAAAGCCAUCUGAGUGUCUGACAGACGAAGCCACCGUGUAGCCAGAGGACAAUGUGAUACAACCUCAGAAGCAUUGGGGCGCCCACAGCACCCAUGCGGAAGACCAUGUCCGGUUCCUCAUGCAUGGCCCGGCGCCUCUGUCCCAGCCGCCCUCACCCUGUCUCGCUCUUCCUAUCCAAUGGGGUAAACAACUGCUCCUGAGGCUGCUCUUUGGGAGCUGUGCUGGCAGAGAGAUGGGACCCAGGAGGCCAGAAGUGAUGUAACUUUGAGGGUUGCUGACCGAGGUAUGUGUGUUUGUUGGGUGCAUUUUCCAUUUUUAGCAUAAACCCAAUGCCUGGUAUUAGCCAACAAAGUUUGUUGAAGGGAUAAAUGAAUCAUAGAUCAAAACACAGCAAAUACUUUUCUACUGUUGGUUUUGUUUUGUUCUUUUUAGGUUUGAGGUGGGAAACUCAUUUCACCAUAUUGUUGAGUUGCUCAGUCAUGUCUGACUCUUUGUAAACCUAUGGAUUGUAUCCUGCCAGACUCCUCUGUCCAUGGGAUUCUCCAGGCAAGAAUACUGGAGUGGGUUGCCAUUCCCUUCUCCAGGGGAUCUUCUCAACCCAGAGAUUGAACCCACAUCUCCUGCAUUGCAGGCAGAUUCUUUACUUCUGAGCCGCUGGGGAAGCCCUCUUUUACCAUGUAACUGUUUCGGAAGAAUUGUUGGAAAAGAAAUCCUGAUAGCGCUGGUCUGCAGCUCCUGGGCCUUGGUGGCCCGUGUAUGCAGUGCCGUGGUUUGGGCCUCAGGUCUGCCACUUUGCUGAGCGGGGCCUCCUCAGUGCCUGUGUGGGGCUCUGGACCCAAGGGCCCGAGAGGAGCUGCCAGUGGCUAAGCUGUGCCUGGUGGUGUCCACCUGGGGCUCAGUGUAGAAACGGCCUGAGACUCGGAGGUGACUCCACAGUCAUUUCACAUCUGUUAAAUCCCAGAGUAAUUUAAAACAUGGGGCAUGUAUUCUGUAUGUUUGUUUUACUUCAUCUUCUAGUGCUUUAGCAGCAUUGUAAACUGAUAAACUGAGACACACUGUAACUUGAAAAGUUUAUUUGUGCAAACACCAUUCCCAGUGGGGCUUGGUGGGGCCUCGGGCAGAGGUUUUUGUGGGCCAGACUCAGAAGUAGAGAAACUUUGUGAUUGUCUGUCUACACUGCAGUGCUCGCCUUAGCUGGCUGUUAGGUUCGUCAUUCUGGAGUCUCGUGUCUCAGAUUCAAGUGGAGUUCUAGUUUGUCUAGUGGGCUGUGACUGGGGGACCUGAGCCACCCAAUCUGGUGGCCACCUUGUUUCAUGACUGUUGUCACAUAUUGGUGGGUUCCCGGUGCCGUGUUGGAAGUUUAAGAAGACGUGGCGAAGCGGUAGGAGCUCUGUGUGUCUGUCCAGGGCCCCCUGUCCAUCCACCACAGGUCACCUUUGCCAUCCCCACCCGACCUUCCCCAAGCAUGAGAAGUAGCAGGAACUUUGUAGGUAGAGUUCUCUGAAAGCUGCUGGACUACACUUCAUGAGUUUGAACGGAGGUCUGUGCGUUGCUCUACCUGAGUGUGUUUUGUGAGCACAGUGUUAUUUUUGGAUUGAGGGCUUCUGAUUAUACGUUUUGCACAUGAAUACAAAUCAGACUAUAACUGAGCAGUGUGCUUUUAGGAAAUUACUCUAGUUUCUUUCUCUUCCUGUUAGUGGUGAAAGCUGUCACUCACCUACCUGGGCUUAGCUGUGUUAAGAGCAUGAGUUUCACUUUCCUGAAGAGCUUUCCUUUUCUUGUCAGACGUAGUUUAAAUAAAGUUAUUUAAGUUUGUAUUUGUAUUAUUAGUUUAUUCUCUUUUGUGCUCUAGAAACCAUCUUGUGUUGCCAUUUAACACCUGAAUGGAACAAUGUAUUUGAGUAUGUUUCUCAGACCUUGUUUUUCAAGUAAAGUUUAUUUUUAUUAUAAAAGUAAUAGAAGUUGGGAAACUGGCCAAAAACCCCAAAGUCCUACUAUCCAAAAAUAUGUCCAUUCACAAGCCUAUUGUGAAUUGUGCUUUUGCAAGUACUUCUUUUUUCUUUAAACAUACUGAAGGUGUGUGGAGACCUUGCCUUGAAUAGAUCUUCUGGCACCAUUUUUCCAGCAGCAUUUGCUCCCUUCACAUCUCUCUGUCACAUUUUUGUCAUUCUCAUGGUGUUUCAAACCUUUUCAUUAUUACUGUGUUUGUUACAGUGAUCUGUGACCAGUGGUCUUGAUGUUGUCAUGGUUUGGGGCAGGAGGUGGGGGGGCGGGCCGUGAACUUAAUAAUGUUGUGUGUGUUCUGCCUGCAUCACUGACUGCAGUUCCCCCAUCUCUUUCCUCAAGCCUCCCUGCUCCCUGACACACAAUAUUGAAAUUAGGCUAAUGAAUAUACUCUUGCCUGGAAAAUCCCAUGGAUGGAGGAGCCUGGUGGGCUGCCGUCCAUGGGGUCGCUAAGAGUCAGACACGACUGAGCAACUUCACUUUCCCUUUUCACUUUCAUGCAUUGGAGAAAGAAAUGGCAACCCACUCCAGUGUUCUUGCCUGGAGAAUCCCAGGGAUGUGGGAGCCUGAUGGGCUGCCGUCUAUGGGGUCGCACAGAGUCGGAUACGACUGAAGCGACUUAGCAGCAGCAGCAGCGUACCCCUCCAGUGGCCUCAGAAAGUUCAUGGGAGAGAAAGAGUACUCCUCUCUCACUUAAAAUAGAAAGACGUGAUUGAAGUCAAUGAGAAAGGUGGGUCAAAAGCGAAGACAGGCCUACAGCUGGGGUUCUUCCACUAAGCUGUUAGCCAAGCUGUGAACGCAAAGGAAAAGUUCUUGAAGGAAAUUAAAAGUGCUGCUUAGUGAACACACGGAAGAUGAGAGAGCGCCGUGCUUCAUUGUUGACGUGAAGGAAGUCUUAGCGUCUGGACAGAAGGUCAGCCUAGCCUCAGCACUCGCUGAAGACAACACCUAAUCCAGGGCAGCGCUAGAUUCACCGUGCUCCAUGAAGCUGCAGGUGCUUGUCCGGAGAUGUGGCUGAGAGAAUUCAUGAAGAUGAUUUAAAGAAAUAUGGCUGAAAACUUACCACAUUUGAGGAAAGACUUGCUUUUGCAAAUCUAAGAAUUUCACCAAAUUCCACAGCUCAGUGAAGUUCAGGAUAAACCCGGAGAGACCCCACCUUAGAGACACAUGAUAUUAAAGUGUCAGACUGUCAAAAAGAAAGCAGGAAGAGAAAGUGUGGUCUGUGCACUGUGGAAUAUCAUUCAGCCUUUAAAAAGGUGGAAGCUGACACCUGCUACACCACAGACAGGCUUCAAGGACGUUAUGCUGAGUGUAAUAAGACAGACACAGAAGGGCAGAUCCUCUGUGACUUCACACAUGUGAGGGCCCUCGUGUUGUCAUAUGUAGAGACAGGAGGUCGGAACGGGGCACAGAAGCUGGGGGUUAGUGACUCAUGGGACAGAGCCAGCUGGGGAAGAUGAGCAGCUCUGGGGUGCAUGGGGUGGUGUUUACACAAUGGCACGUGUGCACAUAACACUAGCAAACACUACACUUUUCCAAGUGGUUACAGUGGUACAUGUUACCUUAUGCAUAUUUAACCACAGUUUGAAAAUUAAAUAUAAAUGAACUUUUAUUGCUCAAAAAAAU
This is a messenger RNA of Budorcas taxicolor (takin), 5507 nucleotides long. It is a transcript of the gene CCDC138, whose product is annotated as coiled-coil domain containing 138. The transcript is spliced from 14 exons. The record is from RefSeq and is a predicted model, not a curated record. Bases 1 to 1917 code for a protein of 638 amino acids. Lineage: Eukaryota; Metazoa; Chordata; Mammalia; Artiodactyla; Bovidae.